This is a messenger RNA of Micropterus dolomieu (smallmouth bass), 1678 nucleotides long. RefSeq names its product gamma-aminobutyric acid type A receptor subunit beta4 (gene gabrb4). Lineage: Eukaryota; Metazoa; Chordata; Actinopteri; Centrarchiformes; Centrarchidae. Gene Ontology annotation, cellular component: GABA-A receptor complex; neuron projection; synapse. The record is from RefSeq and is a predicted model, not a curated record. Gene Ontology annotation, molecular function: GABA-A receptor activity; extracellular ligand-gated monoatomic ion channel activity; neurotransmitter receptor activity. Bases 1 to 1539 code for a protein of 512 amino acids. Gene Ontology annotation, biological process: nervous system process; signal transduction; chemical synaptic transmission. The transcript is spliced from 10 exons.
AUGUUGGGUCGUCAAGAAGAUAAAUUAUGUGGAAUUUUCUCUGCUCUGGCGGCUUUGUCCUUCUUAUGCUUUGUUCAAAGCUCCUCCACUGGAAGCACCGGAAUGUCUGUGGCCAAGACCACCGUGGACAAGUUGCUGAAGGGAUAUGACAUCCGUUUAAGGCCUGAUUUUGGAGGUCCUCCAGUCAUUGUAGGUAUGAGCAUCAACAUAGCGAGCAUCGACUCCAUCUCAGAAGUAAACAUGGACUAUACCAUCACAAUGUAUUUCCAGCAGAGCUGGCGAGAUAAGCGUUUGGCCUAUGGUGAGCUGAACUUAAACCUGACUCUGGACAACCGUGUAGCAGACCAGCUUUGGCUCCCUGACACCUACUUCCUUAAUGACAAGAAGUCCUUUCUUCAUGGUGUGACAGUAAAAAACCGAAUGAUCCGACUCCACCCUGACGGCACUGUCUUAUACGGACUGAGAAUAACCACCACUGCUGCUUGCAUGAUGGACUUAAGGAGGUAUCCUCUUGACGAACAGAACUGCACCCUGGAAAUUGAAAGCUAUGGAUAUACUACGGAUGACAUCGUAUUCUUCUGGCAAGGAGGAGACAACGCUGUGACAGGCGUUGACAAGUUAGAGUUACCUCAGUUCUCCAUUGUAGACAUCCGCUUGGUGUCCAGGGAGGUCAGGUUUACUACAGGUUCAUAUCCAAGGCUUUCACUGAGUUUCAGGAUUAAGAGGAACAUUGGAUAUUUCAUCCUGCAGACAUAUAUGCCCUCCAUCUUGAUCACCAUCCUCUCCUGGGUCUCCUUCUGGAUCAAUUAUGAUGCAUCUGCAGCUCGGGUGGCCCUGGGUGUGACAACGGUGCUUACCAUGACAACAAUUAACACCCACCUUAGGGAGACUCUCCCAAAGAUUCCGUAUGUGAAAGCCAUCGACGUCUACCUCAUGGGCUGUUUUGUGUUUGUGUUCCUGGCCCUGCUCGAAUAUGCCUUUGUAAAUUACGUGUUCUUUGGCCGGGGCCCUGCGCAACAGAAGAAAAUCAAUGAGAGGCUGAACAAAGUCAACAACGAGCGCACAAGAUACGAAGAGAAACGCCUGAGGGAACAGGACUCCAUUUCCGUGCCGUUUCAAACCAACACCUUCAGGUCAUUUACACAGCGAAGAAAUCUGUAUCUCGAGGAACAAAGAAAAGUUGGGGUGGAUGCUUACGGAAACAUCCUCCUCACCACACUGGAGAUGAACAACGAAGUGAUGCCUUCUGAUGUGGGAAGCAGCGUCAGUGACUCUCGGAAUUCAGUCAUGUCCUUCGACAGCUCCGGGGUCCAAUUCAGGAAGCCCAUGGCGCCCCGAGAUGGCUUCAGCCACCACUCACUGGAUCGGAGCGCCAUGCGGAGCCGGGCCAACUGUCGGCUACGGCGACGCUCCUCCAAGCUCAAGUUGAAAAUCCCAAACCUGUCAGAUGUUAGCACCAUUGACAAGUGGUCCCGGGUCAUUUUCCCUAUCACCUUUGGAUUUUUCAACCUAAUCUACUGGUUGUACUAUGUGAAUUGAUGUGCAUCCCACUAGGAAUCAUGGGCCAUAUUUUGAGAGCACAUUAAAUUGGCUUUGAUACAGUUCCAAAAUAUGUAUACACAUAUACAAGUUGAACAUAUGUAUAUGCAUAUUUCUAUAUAUUAUAUUUAUAUAUACA